AUGCCCCAGGUCUGCUUACCCAGGCCCCACACCCUUGCUUAUCCUAUCCCUUUCCCUCUCAGGGGCCUGGGUGCUGGGGAGGGAUCAGGUAGUCCAGUAGGUACAUAUGUAUCCUCCUGGGGCCCUAGCCCAGCCCAGCUCCUGGACAGUGUCCUAGGACUGGGGGCACUGGGGUUGACAAUUCGGGCAGUCUUUUCCAUGGCUGGCCUAGCCUUCCUGCUGCUGCUGCUAUUGGUCAGCUUCCUGGCCUUUGACCUGCUCCACAGACCUGCAAGUCCCACCCGGCCACAGCACACACUUCUCACAGGGGGCCAGAGUCAGGGGGCCGGUGAGGGUCCAAGACAGCAGGCGGCUCUACUCUUGCCGAUGGUGGCAGCCACAGGACAACUGCGCCUCCAGGAAGCUCUGCUACUGCUGCUUCUGGGCCUAGGGCUGCUCCUGGGGGCGCGAGGCAUGCCCUUGGCCCUGCUCGGCCUGGCUUUCUGCCUCCAUCCUUGGGCCUGA
This is a messenger RNA of Pteropus alecto (black flying fox), 504 nucleotides long. It is a transcript of the gene CUNH20orf141, whose product is annotated as chromosome unknown C20orf141 homolog. The coding region runs from base 1 to 504 and encodes 167 amino acids. The transcript has 2 exons. The record is from RefSeq and is a predicted model, not a curated record. Lineage: Eukaryota; Metazoa; Chordata; Mammalia; Chiroptera; Pteropodidae.